Penicillium oxalicum is the source of this 243-nucleotide messenger RNA. RefSeq lists its product as uncharacterized. The transcript has a single exon. NCBI's taxonomy places the organism in Eukaryota, Fungi, Ascomycota, Eurotiomycetes, Eurotiales, Aspergillaceae. The coding region runs from base 1 to 243 and encodes 80 amino acids. The record is from RefSeq and is a predicted model, not a curated record.
AUGACUCUUGGACAUGGCGUCUUUCCCCUCUCACCCUUUUCUUCUUUUGUGAUUACUCCCUCCUCUCAUUGCAGCGUCGAAUUGGCUCACUCAGCGCGUUUUUCUUCUGUUUCAUUCUUUCUUUCGGGCGUGCUUUUUCUCCCUUUUGUUCUCGGGAUAUGUUUCCCUGCUCAAAGCAAGCUUGAGGCGGUGGUAUCUCCUGCUUUCCCGGCCCCGCUUGCGUUGAACUUUUGUAUUUCUUAG